This is a messenger RNA of Danio aesculapii, 2669 nucleotides long. It is a transcript of the gene trpc6b, whose product is annotated as transient receptor potential cation channel, subfamily C, member 6b. The record is from RefSeq and is a predicted model, not a curated record. Bases 1 to 2577 code for a protein of 858 amino acids. The transcript has 12 exons. NCBI's taxonomy places the organism in Eukaryota, Metazoa, Chordata, Actinopteri, Cypriniformes, Danionidae. Gene Ontology annotation, cellular component: cation channel complex; membrane. Gene Ontology annotation, molecular function: protein binding; inositol 1,4,5 trisphosphate binding; store-operated calcium channel activity. Gene Ontology annotation, biological process: manganese ion transport; calcium ion transmembrane transport; regulation of cytosolic calcium ion concentration.
AUGUCCACUGAUCACACUUCUGCCAAACAUUCUUCUGUCCAUCAACGGAUGAACGCCGACUUCGAAAAGUAUCCCCGGUACUGCAAAAGGUGGAGCAAUGAUGACAUUCACAGGCAUGCAUUGGCUAAAAGCCGUCGCAUGGCUAUGCGGAGACCGGCUUACAUGUUUAACGCCCGUUACAACAAUCUAUCCCCAACUGAAGAGCGUUUCCUAGAAGCAGCCGAAUAUGGAAAUAUCCCUGUCAUUCGUAGGAUGCUAGAAGAACUCCCAGAACUUAAUGUCAACUGUGUGGACUACAUGGGCCAGAAUGCAUUGCAACUCGCGGUUGCCAAUGAGCACCUUGAAGUAACAGAACUCUUGCUGAAGAAGGAGAAUCUGGCUAGGAUAGGUGAUGCUCUGCUUUUAGCCAUAAGUAAAGGCUACAUUCGUAUUGUGGAGGCCAUUUUGAGCCACCAGGCUUUUGCAGACACAACCAAACUCACCAGCAGCCCUCUUCAGGCUGAGACACAAGAUGACUUUUUUGCUUACGACGAGGACGGCACUCGGUUUUCACAUGAUAUCACACCCAUUAUAUUAGCUUCUCAUUGCCAUGAAUAUGAGAUAGUGCACAUUCUCCUAAGGAAGGGUGCCCGCAUUGCGCGCCCACAUGACUACUUCUGCAAAUGCAACAGCUGUCUUUAUCACCAGAGGCAUGACUCUUUUAGCCACUCACGCUCCCGAAUCAAUGCCUACAAAGGGCUGGCAAGUCCAGCUUAUCUGUCCCUGUCCAGCGAGGACCCAGUACUAACGGCUCUGGAGCUGAGCAAUGAACUGGCUGUACUUGCCAACAUAGAAAAAGAGUUUAAGAAUGAUUAUAAGACGCUGUCUAUGCAAUGUAAGGAUUUUGUAGUUGGACUUCUGGAUCUGUGUCGGAAUACAGAGGAAGUGGAAGCCAUUUUAAACGGAGACACAGAGGCGGGUGGCCACUUUGACAAGGGUGACAGACCAAAUCUAGUACGAUUAAAGCUAGCCAUCAAAUACGAGCUGAAAAAGUUUGUAGCCCAUCCAAACUGCCAACAGCAGCUUUUGUCCAUAUGGUAUGAGAAUCUGUCUGGGCUCAGGCAGCAGACCACGGCGGUCAAGUUACUGGUGGUUCUGGGGGUGGUGGUUGGACUUCCCAUCCUGGCCUUGCUGUACUGGAUAGCACCCUCAAGCAAGUUGGGGAAGAUCAUCCGUGGUCCUUUCCUUAAAUUUGUGGCACAUGCAGCAUCUUUCACAAUCUUUCUUGGCCUUCUCAUCAUGAACGCCGCUGACCGUUUCGAAGGAACUUCUCUUUUACCAAACAUGACCAUCCAUGAUCAUCCCUCCCAGCUGUUCCGCAUGAAGACCACCCCUUUUACCUGGAUGGAAAUGCUGAUCAUUUCCUGGGUCGUAGGAAUGAUUUGGGCUGAAUGUAAAGAGAUUUGGUCCCUUGGUCCUCGGGAAUAUCUGCUGGAGCCUUGGAAUUUGCUGGAUUUCGGAAUGCUGGCCAUUUUCGUGACUUCCUUCAUUGCUAGAUUUAUGGCAUUUUAUCAUGCAAAUGUUGCACAGAACUAUGUGGACAAGCGCUACACAGAUCUGUCAAACAUUACCUUGCCCCUUGAGAUAGAAUAUUAUCGCCUUGCUCGUGUCCACUGGGUACCAUCAGAUCCUCAGCUGAUCUCUGAGGGACUUUACGCCAUCGCAGUGGUUUUGAGCUUCUCUCGCAUUGCGUACAUCCUUCCAGCCAACGAGAGCUUUGGACCCUUGCAGAUCUCCCUGGGCCGGACGGUCAAAGACAUAUUUAAAUUCAUGGUGAUCUUCAUAAUGGUGUUUGUGGCCUUCAUGAUCGGAAUGUUUAACCUCUACUCAUACUAUCGGGGAGCGAAGCAGAACGGCGCCUUCACCACUGUGGAGGAGAGCUUCAAAACUUUAUUCUGGGCUAUUUUUGGACUUUCCGAGGUCAAGUCUGUCGUCAUCAACAACGGGCACAAAUUCAUCGAGAAUAUUGGCUACGUUCUUUAUGGAGUCUACAACGUUACCAUGGUUAUCGUCUUACUCAACAUGCUCAUUGCUAUGAUCAACAACUCAUUUCAGGAAAUUGAGGAUGAUGCAGAUGUGGAGUGGAAGUUUGCCAGGGCGAAGCUGUGGUUCUCAUACUUUGAGGAAGGAGGGACGCUCCCUGUGCCAUUUAACCUCAUCCCCAGCCCAAAAUCAGUCAUCAGCCUGGCUAUGAGACUCAAACGCCACCUGCUGAUUCCCCUGCACAGACACAAAGAGGACCUAAAGGAGGAUACAGAGCUCAACGAGGCUGGAAAACAAAAAGAGUCCAGUGAGAAGAAUUCACCUCAUACAAGUCGUUAUCAGAGGAUCAUGAAGCGGCUAAUCAAACGAUAUGUGAUCAAAGCACAAACCGAUAAAGAAGGAGAUGAGGUUAAUGAAGGGGAGCUAAAGGAGAUCAAGCAGGACAUCUCCAGUUUACGCUUUGAGCUCCUGGAGGAAAAGUCCCGUCAGACAGAGGAACUAGCAGAACUGGUCAGACGACUAGAAGAAAGACUAAUCAGUCAAUACAAAAUAUAGUUUUGUCUUUUGGUUCUCAUUAGAUACUCGCUAUGGUGACACAGAAUGAUUACACUGGUAUCUACUCUGUGUAAAAUCUGUUGUUUAAUAGU